Molecule: messenger RNA, 4020 nt
Organism: Mesocricetus auratus (golden hamster)
Lineage: Eukaryota; Metazoa; Chordata; Mammalia; Rodentia; Cricetidae
Gene: Usp3
Product: ubiquitin specific peptidase 3
Exons: 16
Coding region: 209-1771 (520 amino acids)
Biological process (GO): protein deubiquitination
Cellular component (GO): cytoplasm
Molecular function (GO): zinc ion binding; cysteine-type deubiquitinase activity
Source: RefSeq, a predicted model, not a curated record
GGUGAAGCGGUCCCAACCGGUUUGCCCAGGCUGGGUACCCACACUUGCUGGGGUCCCAAGAAGCGCCCCUACUCGGGGCAGUCAGAGUUGGGCUCGGGACGAAGCAGCCGCCGUCUGCCCAGCGCCGGGCUAGGAGCGACCCCAGACGGAGCCUCCGAAGUCCCUCCGCCCCACAGCUUCGGCCGUCUCCACCGCCGUCCUCGUGGCCAUGGAGUGUCCGCACCUCAGCUCCAGCGUCUGCAUUGCCCCGGACUCAGCCAAGUUCCCCAACGGCUCCCCGUCGUCCUGGUGCUGCAGCGUGUGCAGGUCCAACAAAAGCCCCUGGGUCUGUUUGACUUGUUCAAGUGUCCACUGUGGAAGGUAUGUGAACGGCCAUGCAAAAAAACAUUAUGAAGAUGCACAGAUACCCUUACCCAACCAUAAGAGAUCUGAAAAGCAAGAGAAAGCUCAGCAUACAGUGUGUAUGGAUUGCAGUAGCUACAGCACAUACUGUUAUCGUUGUGAUGAUUUCGUGGUCAAUGACACCAAGCUGGGCCUGGUGCAGAAAGUGAGAGAACACUUACAGAACUUGGAAAACUCGGCUUUUACAGCUGACAGGCAUAGAAAAAGAAAAUUAUUGGAAAACUCAUCACUAAACAGCAAGUUAUUAAAAGUAAAUGGAAGUACGACUGCCAUUUGUGCCACAGGCCUUCGGAAUUUGGGCAACACGUGUUUCAUGAAUGCUAUCCUUCAGUCACUCAGUAACAUUGAGCAGUUUUGCUGUUAUUUCAAAGAACUGCCUGCUGUGGAAUUAAGGAAUGGAAAGACAGCGGGAAGACGAACAUACCAUACCAGGAGCCAAGGGGACAGCAAUGUGUCUCUGGUAGAAGAGUUUAGGAAGACACUGUGUGCUUUAUGGCAAGGCAGCCAGACUGCAUUUAGUCCUGAGUCCUUGUUCUAUGUUGUUUGGAAGAUCAUGCCUAACUUCAGGGGUUAUCAGCAGCAAGAUGCACACGAAUUCAUGCGCUACCUUUUGGAUCACCUACACUUGGAACUUCAGGGUGGCUUCAAUGGUGUUCCCCGAUCAGCGAUUCUACAGGAGAAUUCUACUCUGUCUGCAAAUAACAAAUGCUGCAUAAAUGGAGCAUCAACUGUUGUCACAGCAAUUUUCGGAGGAAUUCUCCAGAAUGAGGUCAACUGCCUCAUAUGUGGGACAGAGUCGAGGAAGUUUGAUCCAUUCCUAGAUCUCUCCUUAGAUAUUCCAAGUCAGUUCAGAAGCAAGCGCUCUAAGAACCAGGAAAGCGGGCCUGUUUGCUCAUUACGAGAUUGUCUCCGAAGCUUCACUGACCUAGAGGAACUUGACGAGACAGAGUUGUAUAUGUGCCACAAGUGCAAGAAGAAGCAAAAGUCCACAAAGAAGUUUUGGAUUCAAAAACUUCCCAAGGUGCUGUGCUUGCACUUGAAAAGGUUUCACUGGACAGCAUAUUUAAGAAACAAAGUUGAUACGUACGUAGAAUUCCCGCUGAGAGGCCUGGACAUGAAGUGCUACCUACUAGAGCCAGAGAACAGUGGCCCAGAGAGUUGCCUGUAUGACCUCGCUGCGGUGGUGGUGCACCAUGGCUCUGGGGUCGGUUCUGGACAUUACACGGCAUAUGCAGCUCAUGAAGGCCGCUGGUUCCAUUUCAAUGACAGUACUGUAACAGUGACCGAUGAGGAGACCGUUGGGAAGGCAAAGGCCUACAUUCUAUUCUAUGUGGAGCGUCAGGCCAGAGCUGGGUCAGAUAAACUUUAAUACCUCCUCUGAUCACGAUUCAUAAACUAUACCGGACAAACAUUUCCAAUUUUCCAUAAAUACUUGAUCCAAGAGUUAAUUUCGUUAUGCACUUUUCAAUUUCCAGUUUGGGGUUUAGUUUGGUCAAUGGUAGUGACUUACUCAAUAUGGGCACCAACUAAUUUUUGUUGUUGUUCUACCAGAAAACCUCAGCAGGCAUCUUGAUUGGCUGCUUUAGUUGUAAUAACUCGAGUUUUAUAUGUAGUUUCCAGGACUUAGUUCUGUUUGGCUUUUUAUAUGAAUGUUUUCAGUUCUCACCAAGGCACAUGUGCUCUGUCCUUACAUGCUGAGAGCCACCCUACCUGCUGCCUUUCACAGUGGCUGGGUCGUGUACGCAGGACCUGUGGCUCACGGUCUCACAGUGACUGCUCAGGAAUGCCCUCUGACCGCAGGCGGCAGCUGAAGGUCACAGACCAGGCCGUCACCGCUGCCUGUGUCUCGGGGCUGUUGUUUCUCAGCAUUAAAUAAAUCUGUCAGUUCUGUUGCAUCUGUGCUGAAGUCCCAGAAUUGCUCUCUUUCUGUUCUACUCUUAGUAUUUUCCUGGAGCAGAAAGGCUAGGAACGGCUACCUGGUAGAGGUACAUCCCGUCCCAUGAGGCGGAUUCUGGGUGCUCAUCAGAGGUGAGGUGUUAGCCUCCAGAGUUGACAGUCACCUGACUUCAAGUGUUGCUGUAGCACCCUUUCCAGACAGAAGUGGCGUCAUCUUUAGUCUGGUUUUUUUUUUUUGCUCCCUGCCUGAUAGCAGAGCCAGGAGAAAGUAUUUUUGUCUCUGAACAAGAAUAUUUUCUAUUCUUGAAUUCAGUUGCUUAAAAAAAAAUACUGUUUACAAAAAUAGAUGGAAGCACUAUUUGGAUUCAACCAAAAUGGGAGUUUGGCCCAUUUAAAGAAGGCAGCUAAUGACAAGUGCUGGAGGCCAGUGAUUGAGGGUGGAGGAAAUGCAACCUGCAGGUCAGAGUCUAGAACUCCCAACAUGGCUUGUUCCACGUUCACUCCCAGAAGGGACAAAGUGCACUUCAUGCAGACAUCCUAGCACUCUUAUUUUUUCUAGUUAAAGAAAAGUUUGGUAGCUUUCCUUGGUUAGUGUGAAGUUGAUGGCGCAGACAUGGCCCGAUUCCACUUUAAUAUCAGCUGGAUAAAUCCUGAAUUUCCUCAGAGCAGAAAUGACAUAGAUCAGCAUUUCAAUAUAAACCUAAUUGGAACCCGUCAGGACAGUGGCCACAUGUGGGAAAUUGGAAAUACAUUCCUCAGUCACAGUAGUCAUGUUCCCAGUGCUGGAUAUAAGACAGUGCAGUCUAGUGCAUUUCCACAGGAUAUGGCUCUCUUGCACAGCACUGGUUUAAACUAUCAUGCAGAAAAGGCUAUGGCACCAUCGUGUUAAAGCGGGCAGACCUUGAGGAGCUGUGCGGAGUUACGAGAUAGAGGCACAUGCAGUUCUGUUAUUCUGGUUUGAUCCACAGACUGAGGGUCACUUGACUUGCUCUAAUAUAUUUGAACCUUGAUUAACACAGCUAAAGCCUGAAUGUGAGUCUCAUUUGACGUUACACAAGCUCUUGCAAAUCCAGGCUCUUCUUAGAAGGGAGACUCUAGACUCAGCAGUGGCAUUUAUGUCUUGACCUCUCAAUGGGAAACUUCAAUGACUUCCAAAGACUCAGAUGAAACUGACACUGUCCAUCAGGUGGAGCACAUGGCAGAUUGACUGCUCUGUUGAGGAGGUGAUGGGCACGACAGGCGACACUGUUGGCAUACAAGGGGAAGGCAUCCUCUCUGGGAAUUUUUGUAGUGGUUUUGUUGAUUGAUUUCACUUAAGCAACAGUGAGUGACCGAAUGAAGAUUCUUUGAGAAAGUGGCUGCUUCCAUUGCGUUCUACAUCUGAACAUCCAUGAUGUAAAUAUGCCUGUCUGUAUUUUAAUUGUAGCCUUAUUUACCUGUUGGGAGCUCAUCUUUCUGUGCUGCUUAAGACUUUCCCAUGUCAUGCAUUCUAGGCCGCAUGCAGCUUUUUGUUCAGACCUUGUGCUGAGGCAGGGCCUCACACGUACCCUGUCCCAUCAGCCCCUGGGAACAGGAAACUCCAAGUCCUCCCACACAGGUGGGGAUACAAACAGUUUGUGGCAACACAAGUCUCUCUCCAUGGUGGAGAAACCUAUGCUUAUCCACUGUAUUCUACUCAGUGUGUAGUGAUGACAGAUGAUACAAUUAAACCAGUCACAUGUG